AUAUAUAUCCGAAUUCCAAAAUUGUGGCAAUGGUGUGCAUGAGUUAGAUUUUUAUGAAGAGAUAUUCCCUCUUCUCUGGAAAUCCAAAUGCAAAUGCUCCUUCCACACAUUCUUAAUUUCUUUGUGAGAGACUAGCUGGGCAAGAACACAUCCAAUACUUACAUUUCAAUGUUAUUGAGGAUGGAGAAUUAUAACUCUAAUUCAAGGAAUAGGAUGAUUUUGGAGAGAGGUGUCGUUGGGCUUGGAAUAGUAGCAGCCAUGAGCAUGAGCAAGACCAAUGUUGUCUCCUCAGCUAAACCUGCUGCUAACUUUCGUGGCAUUUUCUAUGCUUCCCCUCUCACUCCUCAUUUUCUCACUUCCUGCAAUCUUUGCGACAAACAUCUUCAUGGGGUAGACAUCUUCAUUUACAGAGGCGAGAAAGCGUUUUGUAGUGCACAAUGCCGUGAGACUCACAUUAGAAACGAUGGUGAUCACCAACACAAGUACAGGAGCAGGUCUCGUGUCAUGAAACCACUUGUGCACAAUGCCGUCAGACUCACAUCUCCUCAUCCUAUUCUUGCAGCAUGAACAAAAUAAUAUCACACUUUCAUUUUAUUACAUACUAUUAAUUGAAGCGCCAUCAAUCUCAAUAAAGAUGGGAAACCCCAUGCCUUGUUUCUAAA
Messenger RNA from Cajanus cajan (pigeon pea), 662 nucleotides. Its product is annotated as FCS-Like Zinc finger 2. The record is from RefSeq and is a predicted model, not a curated record. NCBI's taxonomy places the organism in Eukaryota, Viridiplantae, Streptophyta, Magnoliopsida, Fabales, Fabaceae.